Messenger RNA from Pimephales promelas (fathead minnow), 2397 nucleotides. It is a transcript of the gene mcoln3b, whose product is annotated as mucolipin TRP cation channel 3b. NCBI's taxonomy places the organism in Eukaryota, Metazoa, Chordata, Actinopteri, Cypriniformes, Leuciscidae. Gene Ontology annotation, molecular function: NAADP-sensitive calcium-release channel activity. Gene Ontology annotation, cellular component: plasma membrane; lysosomal membrane. The record is from RefSeq and is a predicted model, not a curated record.
CUGUCAGCACUGAGCACGUCUGAAACACAGCGCUGUUCAUCAUUUCACUGGAAAUUCACUUUAAUCCGAAUUGUUUUCAGAUUUUCAUCGACUUUAUGGAAGUUAUCUUUGUAUAAAGACAUAAAUGUGCUCAUCUCUCGCCGCUGGAGAACUAACUGAUGCCAUUUCCAUCUGCUGUAAUUGACAUGAACGACUCCGGUGAGGCUUAUCUGUGCAUUAAUGAUCCCAACGGAAACUGGUCUGGAUCCCAUACUGUCCUGGAGGAGGAGGAGGAUGAGGAGGAGGAGAAGUUCAGGAGGAAGCUGAAGUAUUUCUUCAUGAACCCCUGUGAUAAAUACACCGCUCGUGGAAGAAAGCCCUGGAAACUGCUCCUGCAGAUCCUGAAGAUCGCGGUGGUCACCACACAGCUGGUGUCGUUUGGUCUCAGUAAUCAGAUGGUGGUUCAGUUUAAGGAGGAGAAUCUGAUGACGUUCAAACAUCUGUUCCUGAAGAACUUCAGCAGGAGCAGCGCGAACACGUACGCCGUUUACACCAAACACGACGUCUACACACACAUCGCUUACACCGUGCAGCAGUUUCUAACGUUGCCAAGCAUAACUUUGGGCAAUCAUGAAUAUGAGAAGAAAGGUGAGGUUUACACUCCUCUCCGCGUCUGCCAGCAGUUCUACCACAACGGCAGCCUCUCACCAGCCGACGAGAGCUUUCACAUCGACACUCAUGUGGAUGAAGAGUGUUUGCUGAUUUACCCGCCGCAUCCCUCCUCAGCCGUCACAGCAAACACACUCAACUUCACUCUGCACUUCGAGAGGUUGUUGGCAGUGACUGUAAAAUUCACUCUGAAAUCCAUUAACCUGGAGACGGUUCAGUAUCACGAUGUUCCAGACUGUUACCUCUUCAACAUUAUGAUCACCUUUGACAACACGCCCCACAGUGGGAGGAUCGGGAUUGACCUGGACAGCGAUGUGCAAAACUAUCAAUGCAGAGACAGGACUGUGACUGGUGCAUCCCUGAGGGACAUGUACAUUAUGGUUGUGUUUGACGUGACGGUCAUUGUGAUUCUCCUGCUGUCGCUGCUCCUCUGCGUGCGCUCGCUGAAAGCUGGAGUCCUGCUGCAGAUCGAAUACACAGCGUUCUUCUCCAGUCGUUACGGCAAACGCGUGUCCUUCUCCGACCGUAUGGAGUUCAUUAACGGCUGGUUUAUCCUCAUCAUCGUUAGUGAUGUUCUCACCAUCACAGGCUCUCUGCUGAAGAUCAUCAUCCAGUUACAGGCCAUGGCGAGUUAUGAUCUGUGCAGUAUCUUGCUGGGCACCGGCACCAUGUUCGCGUGGAUCGGGGCCUUACGCUACAUGGGGUACUUAAAAAAAUACAACAUUCUCAUCAUCACUCUACGAGCGGCGUUUCCCAACGUCAUCCGCUUCAGCUGCUGUGCCGCCAUGAUUUUCCUGGGCUACUGUUUCUGUGGGUGGAUCGUGCUGGGACCGUACCACACCAAGUUCCGGACGCUGAACGUGGUUUUCGAGAGCCUGUUUUCGCUCAUCAACGGCGACGACAUGUUUGCCACCUUUAACAACAUGCAGCAGAAGAGUUACGUGGUGUGGCUCUUCAGCCGGCUCUAUCUCUACACGUUUGUGUCUCUGUUCAUCUACAUGGUGCUCAGCCUGUUCAUCACGCUCAUCACCGACACCUACGACACCAUGAAGCAUCAGCGUUUGGACGGAGAGCCCGUGUCAGAUCUGCAGGCGUUCAUCAUGCAGUGUAAAGAUCCUCCAGAAUCGGGACGCUUCAGUGUGAACGAGAGCAGGUUCCUGACGGGCUGCUGCUCACACAGGACGUGCCGCUCUGAUGACGACACAGACUGACCGGGACUUCACAGCGAUUGUGAUGAGUUUGGAUAUAAAGAGGAUUUAUCUGUAUUAUUAAGUGUGUGUAAAUAUAUAAAACUUGUUUUUGUUUUGAGCACAUUAAUGUUUAGUACAUUUCAGAUCCUCUCCACUUUAUGAAAGAUUGUAAAUUAGUGUAAUUAUUAUUUAUUGUGAAUAUGUAGUUCAGUCGCACUGGGGGACAUGCUGAGUUUGGGUCAACAGACAUUUUUAUAUUCCUGUAAUUCCCAUGUUUCGUAAUAAUGUUUGUGUUUAUAAUGAAAUGUUUCACCUUUUUAUUUUUGAAAGCUUCAGAUAAAAUAAAUAUUUUGAUACCAUGUUUCAGAUCCAGUCAUGUUUGUAAAAUACUUUUGAGAAUUGUAUUAUUAAAUAUUUUUUUGACUAACAUGAGUGACAUCAACAGAGAUUAAUAUUUAUUAGCAGGAUUGAUAUGAUGAAACUGAUAACCAAAAAAGUCAAUAUUACUGUAAGGUUGGUUUCACGUAUUGAAUGUAGGAAGAAUAAAGAGGUCAAGAUG